This is a messenger RNA of Aspergillus alliaceus, 1515 nucleotides long. Its product is annotated as putative choline transport protein. Gene Ontology annotation, cellular component: membrane. Bases 1 to 1515 code for a protein of 504 amino acids. NCBI's taxonomy places the organism in Eukaryota, Fungi, Ascomycota, Eurotiomycetes, Eurotiales, Aspergillaceae. The record is from RefSeq and is a predicted model, not a curated record. Gene Ontology annotation, biological process: transmembrane transport. Gene Ontology annotation, molecular function: transmembrane transporter activity. The transcript has 3 exons.
AUGGAUGCAGCUCGGUUAGAGUCGCUAGGACACAAGCAAGAGCUAGUCCGAAAUUUCGAUCUCUUCAGCUUAGCUAGCUUAGGGAUUACCAUUGCGAACUCCUGGGCCUCAACAGGAGGUACUAUCGUUACGGCUCUGCAGAAUGGGGGCCCGAUGGCAGUUCUAUAUGGUCUUAUUCUUGUCAGUAUCUUUUACACGCUGAUCUCCGCUUCUCUCUCUGAGCUUGCCUCGUCCAUGCCAUCCGCUGCAGGAGUUUACUACUGGUCAUCUGUGUUGAGCCAGAAACACGGACGAAUUGCUGGAUUUUUUACAGCCUACCUCAAUGCCUGUGCCUGGCUGCUUUCCGCAUCGUCUAUCAGCUCAAUGCUGGGAAAUGAGGUCGUGGCUAUGUAUAUGCUCCAAAAUCCGGGAAUGAAAUGGCAUACAUGGCAAGUUUUCGUUGUUUUUCAGCUAGUCAAUUGGGUCUGUUGUGGGAUCGUCUGUCUCGGAAAUCGUUUCAUCCCCCUGAUAAACCGACUUGCCUUGAUCUUUUCAAUGUGCGGAUUAGUUGUGACUAUUUCCGUCCUCGCGAUUAUGCCAAAGAAGCAUGCAAGCGGUUCUGAAGUGUGGACCAAAUUUAACAACACAGGAAGCUGGCCGGAUGGUGUCAGCUUUAUGACUGGACUCCUGAAUGGGGCAUUUGCAGUUGGAGUUCCUGACUGUAUCAGCCACUUAUCUGAAGAAGUUCCAAGACCCGAAAUCAAGGUCCCCCAGGGCAUCAUGCUUCAGAUGCUCACGGCAUUCACCACAGCAUUCGUAUAUCUAAUAGCCUUAUUUUACUCCAUUCAAGACCUCGAUGCCGUCUUCCACAGCGAAAUCGCCGUCUUUCCAACGGCCGAGAUCUAUAGGCAAGCCACAGGUUCUGACACAGGUGCAAUUGGGCUGAUUGCUGUCCUCCUCCUCGCCACCUUUCCAACUUUAAUCGGAACCUUGGUCACAGGAGGUCGUAUGUGGUGGAGCCUUGCCAGGGACAAUGCAACCCCGUUCGCCUCUUAUUUCAGCGGAGUCAAUCCAAAACUCAACACUCCUGUCCGUGCAACCAUAGCCGUGAGCACCAUGGUAACUUGUCUGGGCUGUAUCUACAUUGGAAGUACCACCGCAUUCCAAGCUUUAAUAUCGUCUUAUAUCGUUCUGAGCACAUUAUCCUACCUCGGGGCUAUUCUACCGCAUGUACUGACUGGUCGCAAGAAUAUCCUCCCAGGCCCAUUUUAUCUUAAAAAACGGCUCGGAUUUAUUGUGAACGUUGCUUCUCUGUUGUAUAUUAUUGUAACGGUGGUUUUCUUCUGUUUUCCUCUUGUUAUUCCAGCUACGGCACAUAACAUGAACUAUACCGGCGUUAUUGUUGCAGGUUUAAUGGCUAUGACGGCAGUAUGGUGGGCCUUUCGGGGAAGGCAUGACUACAGGGGACCUCGAUAUAAUGUUGAGGCUGCUCGACGUCUAGACUUUGCACAAAAUGAGCUUGUGGGGCGUAAAUAG